Molecule: messenger RNA, 2019 nt
Organism: Aspergillus piperis CBS 112811
Lineage: Eukaryota; Fungi; Ascomycota; Eurotiomycetes; Eurotiales; Aspergillaceae
Product: MFS transporter
Exons: 4
Coding region: 436-1959 (507 amino acids)
Biological process (GO): transmembrane transport
Molecular function (GO): transmembrane transporter activity
Source: RefSeq, a predicted model, not a curated record
GCUUCAAUCCUGCUCGUGCUGAAGGUUUUAGGCAUAGUAACUCUCGACUAAACUUUGUCAGUGAUGCUGCUAAGCUUUACUGGCCGUCUUAUUGGGAUUAAACAUAUACUGAAAUGCAUUCUGCUCAAUAUAUGAUAGGUCAGGUCGUAGUCGUGGAACAUCUAUGCCCCGUUACAUGGGACGAUGCCCAAGAGGGAGCAAUUUGGCUAGGAAACGUGCAUAAUAAUCCAGCGACUUAGGCUUCGAGCAUAUAGCGCACUAUUUUAUACUAAUGAUGAUUAUUGCAGAAAAAGCGGGGUGGAUGCUCAGUGGCUGUUGUGCAGUAUUUCUCCAUUUCUGCAUACGUUUUAAGUGAGGCCGUUCAAAGUACUUGUAGAAAUAAACCCUCCCUUGAACUUGCGUGACUCUUCAGAUUGGAGUCUCAUGUACGAUACAAUGACCCAGAGAGAUGAAAAAGAACAAUCUGCUUCCGGUAGCAGUAGUCCUCUCGAAACCAUGGAGAGACGCCCGGACGUUGGAAGUUCUACCUUUAAUGCCAUCGUUGUUGACUGGAAUGGACCAGAUGACCCAGAAUGUCCUCGACACUGGCCAAAGAGUCGGAAAUGGCUCAAUGUGCUUCUGAUCUCUCUCCAAGGAACUCUGUCCCCGAUCGCAUCAACUAUUCUAACUCUAGGUGUAUUCGACAUCGCAACCGAGUUCCGUCUAACGAGCCCAUAUACCCCAGCCCUCCCCAUCGCCUUCUACCUCGUGGGUCUCGCACUAGGGCCCCUAGGCGUAGCGCCAUGCUCGGAAAUAUUUGGCCGUCGCCCCAUCUACACCAUCUGCUUUGCCAUCUUCACCCUCCUCAACAUCGGCUGUGCAUUGGUGCAUAACAUGGCCGGACUGGUUGUUCUACGCUUUCUAGCGGGCGUGGCUGGCUCCGCAGGGCCUAGCCUAGGCGGCAGCAGCAUCGGGGAUCUGUUUUCUCACGAGGAACGAGGCAAAGCUCAAGCGGUGUAUGGCUUGGGACCUAUAUGUGGUCCGGUUCUUGGAGGUGUUCUUGGAGGGUUUAUUGCGUACGGCACGCAUGGCUGGCGAUGGAUGAUGUGGGUGGUCGCUAUAGCCGCUGGUGUCGUUACCAGUCUCGCUGUUCUCUUCCAGAAAGAAACAUAUGCGCCGGUCCUGCUGCAACGUCGGAAGAGAGCCCUGGAAAAGGCGAAUCCGGGGGUCACGUACCGGUUUGAAGUGGGCUCACAUGCAUCUCAGGUCUUCCGACAAUCUAUCCUGCGUCCCCUCCGCCUUCUCUUCUUUUCACCGAUAUGCACGUUCAUGAGUCUCUACCUAGCAUUAGUAUUUGGCCUCCUCUACCUCCACAUGGUAACGAUCACCCUCCUCUUCGCCUCUCAACCCAAAUACAACCUCCACAGCUACAACUGGACACACGGCACAACCGGCCUGGCGUUUCUCGGCGCCGGUCUCGGCGCAUUCGCCGGCGUCGCAUUCUGCAUGAAAUACUCCAACCCGUCAUACCGAUACUUCGCUACCCGCUACGAGCAAAAGACCGGAAAGGCAACCCGCAUGCCCGAAUUCCGUCUACCGUUUAUGCAAGUCGGCAUGCUGAUCGUGCCCAUUGGUCUACUGAUUUUUGGAUGGACUGCAGAAUAUCACGUCCAUUGGAUUGUGACGCUCGUGGGCGCUGCUAUUCUGGGAUUGGGCAUGGUCACGGCGUAUAUCUGUGUGCAGUCGUAUUUGGUCGAUGCGUUUGAGGUGUAUGCGGCUAGUGCACUUGCUGCUGCGGUGGUGGCGAGGUUUAUUGUUGCGGCGGUGUUUUCGGUGGUUGGGUUUCAAUUGUAUCGAAGAUUGGGGUAUGGGUGGGGAUCGACGCUGUUGGCGUUCAUUUGUUUGGUGGCUGUUCCGAUCCCGUUCUUGUUGGGUCGGUAUGGACCUAGAUUGCGUCGGAUGGGGACUGAGAUGGUCUAAAUGGCGACGCCUGUUGAAUGAUUUUAUAGUAGCAGAAGGGAUGUCAAUCCAGAGCUUUGG